AGACGCAGAGAGCUGAAUCACACAGAGCUGAGCUAACCGCCCAACCAUGACGCUCGCGCCGAAGGAGCUGUCCAACCUGCUGAGCAUCAUCUCGGAGGAGGCAUGCACCAACACCUUCGAGGGUCUCUCCACACACUUCCAUCACUACUUCGGGAAGGCGGAGCACUUUCGGGUGGGCUCGGUGCUGGUGAUGCUGCUGCAGCAGCCGGACCUGCUGCCCAGCUCCCCGCAGCGGCUCACAGCCCUCUACCUGCUCUGGGAGAUGUACCGCACCGAGCCGCUGGCUGCCAACCCCUUCGCCGCCGUGUUCGCACACCUGCUGAACCCCUCACCCGCUGGGGAGGAACCGGAGAAGCUGCUGUCUGGCUUCCUGCCUCCCAUCACACAGCCCGAGAAGUUCUUCCUGUCCCAGCUGAUGCUGGCGCCUCCCAGGGAUCUCUUUAAGAAGACGCCCAGACAGGUGUCCUGCAUGGACGUCGGCAACAUGCCGCAGUCCAUAGACAUCAGCGGGCUGCAGCUGGCUUUAGCAGAGCGUCAGUCGGAGCUGCCCACUCAGAGUAAAGCCAGCUUCCCCAGCAUCCUGAACGACCCCGAUCCAGACUCCUCCAACUCGGGAUUUGACAGCUCCGUGGCCAAUCAGAUCAUCGAGUCGCUGGUCACAGGGCCCCGCCCCCCACUGGAGAGUCACUUCCGGCCCGAGUUCAUCCGGCCGCCGCCACCGCUGCACGUGUGCGAGGACGAGCUGGCGUGGCUGAACCCCACUGAGCCGGACCACAGCGUCCAAUGGGAUCGCUCCAUGUGUGUGAAGAACAACACCGGCCUGGAGAUCAAACGCAUCAUGGCCAAGGCCUUCAAGAGCCCACUGUCCGCCCAGCAGCAGUCCCAGCUGCUGGCGGAGUUGGAGAAAGAUGUGAAGCUGGUGUACCACAUCGGUCUUUCCCCGGCCAAGCUGCCAGACCUAGUGGAGAACAACCCGCUGGUUGCCAUAGAGAUGCUGCUGAAGCUGAUGCAGAGCAGCCAGAUCACCGAGUACUUCUCGGUCCUCGUCAACAUGGACAUGUCUCUGCACUCCAUGGAGGUUGUCAACAGGUUGACCACGGCUGUGGAUUUACCUCCAGAGUUCAUCCACCUUUACAUCUCUAACUGCAUCUCCACCUGUGAGCAGAUCAAAGACAAGUACAUGCAGAACCGUCUGGUCCGUCUGGUCUGCGUCUUCCUCCAGUCGCUGAUCCGGAACAAGAUCAUCAACGUCCAGGACCUGUUCAUCGAGGUCCAGGCUUUCUGCAUCGAGUUCAGCCGCAUCCGAGAGGCCGCCGGCCUCUUCCGCCUCCUCAAGACCCUGGACACGGGAGAAACCCCAGCUGAGGCCAAACCUGCCAAAUAGUGGUCCCCAGAGACACUGGACAGACAGAAGGUUCCGAGGCGAGCAUCCUUCAUGUCUCUGUUCAACACCACGUUAAUAGAGUAAAUAUGUAGUGACGCUUUCCUCUCUGAACUCUGUCAUUAUUGUUCUCUCUCUCUCUUCCUCUCUCUCUCUCUCUCUCUCUCUCCCGCCCGCUCUCUCUCUCUCACUCUCUCUCCCUCUUUCUCUCUCUCUCUCUCUCUUUCUCUCUCUCUCUGUGUCUCUCUCUCUGUGUCUCUCUCUUUUUUUCAGAAGUAAUCAACAAAAGGAUUAACUCAGUUCCCCUUUUCAUUUUUUUUUUUUACCAGAGCUCUCUUUCUUUUGGAAAAUGCUGCAUCUUUUCUCUAAUCAUUAAACAGAUUUGUUUAAUUGAA
This is a messenger RNA of Etheostoma spectabile (orangethroat darter), 1776 nucleotides long. It is a transcript of the gene cnot11, whose product is annotated as CCR4-NOT transcription complex, subunit 11. The coding region runs from base 47 to 1384 and encodes 445 amino acids. The record is from RefSeq and is a predicted model, not a curated record. Gene Ontology annotation, cellular component: CCR4-NOT complex. Lineage: Eukaryota; Metazoa; Chordata; Actinopteri; Perciformes; Percidae. The transcript has 9 exons.